Molecule: messenger RNA, 3090 nt
Organism: Ruditapes philippinarum (Manila clam)
Lineage: Eukaryota; Metazoa; Mollusca; Bivalvia; Venerida; Veneridae
Product: A disintegrin and metalloproteinase with thrombospondin motifs like
Exons: 15
Coding region: 837-2549 (570 amino acids)
Biological process (GO): proteolysis
Molecular function (GO): metalloendopeptidase activity; signaling receptor binding
Source: RefSeq, a predicted model, not a curated record
UGAAAUAAAUCCCCCGCUGCCAUCACUAGCAGAGUAAAACUUAUUAUAUGGAAUUCUUUUAAACGAAAAUUUACAGAACUUGAAAAGCUAAUCUAUUUUGCUAUGCAGCGUAUACGAUGAUUGCAUUUAAAAUGCAGUUCACAAAAACACCAACCAAAACUUUGACUACACCAUUUUUUUUAAAUUGUUCAGUGUUUGGCAAAAAUCAUCUUUUCAAUUAUCGAACAUAAAAACGUAUUUUCAUUAAGAAACUAGAAGUUAAGGUAGGAAAAGAUGAAAAGAGAAAACUGCUGGUAGACUGUUCGCCUUACUGAAUUUCAAAUAGCAAUAAUGUUCGUUAUCAAAAAUCAAAUCAUAAAAGGAAACAAAACUAUUUUGACAUGCAAUCAUAAAUUUGACUUGUUUUUGCCAUUUUAUAAAAGAAAUAAAACACUACUAGAUUUUAUCGUGUCGAUAUUACUAUUUAUAUAAGGGUUGCGUCGAAUAUCUUUUAUCAUUAUUUAAACAUUUAGAUAUUUUGAUGCAUAUACCCGGCCAUAUAAUCAUAAAAUAGAAUAAUAAUAUUAAUAAUAUUUGAUCUAAGACUGUAUAAUUAAAUUGUGCUAUUAUUUUGGCUAAAUGGAACUGAUGCAUAACGUUAAUUUUUUACAACAUUACCUGAAUGACUGCACAUAUUAUAUGAGUUAAAAUUAUACCUGCCAAGGAGCACGAAAUAUUUGGAAAAUCUAUCCUCUCUAAUACAUUGGAAUAUAAGCAUUGCAUUGUAAUAUUUGCGACAAACCACGUAGACAUUCCAGAACAACUCUCAGAAUAAGAACUGAUUUCCGUGACACUAUAUGAAGAACAACAAAAUGAUCGUUCUGUUUUUGUUAACGUUAACAUCUGUUUCUGCAUUUGAACAUUACGUAAGUCUUCGGGACAUGACACCGGAACCUGGACUGCCUGAACAUAUCUUGAUGGAUGUUAUUGGAAGAGAAGAUAACAUUACUAGGCUUCAUCUGAAAGAAAAUAAACGUCUGAAUGUAAACGCUGAUAUCUAUGAACAAGAUAUUGACCAGGCUACAUUGAGACGCUUAGAGACAAACAAUAAACAAGUGGAGGAUAUUAAGUACUAUCAUGACGUGCAAAAUGGGGCGGCUAUUAGUGUCACCUGUGUAAAAACAACCGAUGAUUCAUGUAAACGAACUCUGGAAGGAUUUUUGACCGUUGGCAAAGAAACGUAUGAAAUACGUCCAGCAAGUAACCCCAUGGUCUCCAGAAUGCUUCGAGCACUUAAUCUAAACGUUCACAUUGUUAACAGAGUUGUAUUGCAUAAAAAGAACUUUGCUAAAAUGAACCCAGUCAAAAAACGCAUUGGACUGAAAGACUACAUAGGAGCAAAGAAACCUAUAAAUAUUAAACAGAGAGCAAAUACGUUUGAACGUCAACAGCAGACGGAGUAUGCUGUGGAAUGUAUUGUUGUAAUUGAUCCUUACCUUUGGAAAAAAUUUUAUGAGCGCACAAAAGAUUCUAAAGACAAGAGGGAAACAACUAGAUAUAGGUUAAGACGACAUCUCACGCAUGUUAUAAAUGGCGUCAGUCUUAUGUACGAAAGUAUUGAAGAUCCUGAACUCAACAUUUACGUGACGAUAUCAGGUUUUAUUUACUAUGAGAAAGACGAUGAGACUAGCCCGGUUCCAAAGGGAAAGGAUGCGCCUAUAUUUAAUAACGACAAGCCUUUAGUUGAUGGAGAAAAAUAUCUAUAUUACUCGCUACACUGGCUUAAGAAACAAAGUCCUAUGAAAAAUGACGAUCAUGUCAUGAUAUUCACCGGUUGCGAACUAUUUGACGAAGAUAUUGCAAACACAGGUAUGGUUGGGAUUGCGUUUAUUGGUGGUGCUUGUAGUGAAUAUAAACUCUCUCUUCAACAGGAUGCAGGCUACUAUGAUCUCUCUACUACUGCGGCCCAUGAACUUGGACACAAAGAAUACGCCUCAUGUAUGAGAGACCACGGAGAUUAUUUUGAUAAAACAGAGUGGGACAAACAUAACAAGAUAUUACCUGGAGAGCUUCAUACUCUUGAUCAACAAUGUAAAUUGCACAUGGGAGAUUAUUCUGGCGUAUGCCCUGCAAAACUUGGUGGAUUACCGGAAACAGAUGAGAGAAUUUGCCAGGAAUUAUUAUGUUCUAGAAGAUAUGGUUGCACUUCUUACACACCUGCUCGAGGAUCUCCUUGUGGUAACCCUGAUGCAAAUAAGUGGUGUAUUAAUGGUAAAUGUGUUCCGAGAAAAGUGAAGGUGAUCGAAACUCGACGCAAGGAAUGCUUUGAAACAACAGCCAUCAAGUAUAACGGACAUGUCAGUGUCACAAAAUCUGGUAAGGAGUGCCUGUUUUGGUCUGAGGUAACAGACUCCAAUUAUUACGAUUACUAUGUCCCAAACUUUCCGGAAAUACCAGUGGAAGGUGCCUCAAAUUACUGUCGGGCUCCUGGUGGUGGACUGCGUCCUUGGUGCUACAUAUUGAACGGAUUUGAACUUGAUUGGGAAUUUUGUGACAUUGACAAAUGCUAAGUUAGUGUGGUUGUACCAAAACUUGUUUUCAUUUAGUACUAAUUAGUUUUAUUAAGUAAUCAAUUACUUUGAUCAAUGUACUUGCAUUUCCAAACAAUAUUAUACAGUGUUAAUUUUCAUAUUCAAUGGUAAAUGUUUUAGAUGACAUAACACUUUUCGUUUGGUAUUGUGUAUAUGUUUUAGUCUUUUGUAUGUUAGACACAUAUUUUAUCCUAUAUAUGUGAUAAGAUCAAUCAUCGAGCUUGACAAUUAUCAACAAAGUUGUAGUUGAUCAUUAAAUAUAUUGCUAUUUAUUGUUUCCCUCACAUUACAUUUUUUUGUCAAAUAUUGGAUCUUUUAAUACAUGUAUUUAUACCCUUCCUACUUUUUACGCUUUUAUGCAAAUUAAGAUUGUCCCAUGUCUAAUAUUGGAUCUUUUAUCUUUCCUAUUUUGUACGCUUUUUUGCAAUUAAAGUUGUUUUUUUUUAAAAUUAAUCUUCUAUCUGCUUUUUGCCAGUAGAAAUCUGUAUAAUACUAUUAAAAAAAUAAAAAUAUAAAACUA